CAGGUAGUAUUCACUAACAACAUUCACAAUGCCUGCUACACCGGUUCCACCGGUAACAAUGCCACCAGUGCCACCAGUUGGUUUUCCACCGGUCACCGCUCCGCCAGGACUUCAUCCACCACCACCAGUCCCACCGGUUCCGGUUCCGACUCUUCCUGUCACCUCGGAACACAAAACUGCUCACGAUGCGUGUAUUAAGCGACUCGAACAGCUUGAGAUUCCGCCGGAUCCGAAGAUCUAUCCUUCUCCAACCGAACCUGGAACUUUCGGUAGCGUGACUGAAGUCCUGACAAAUGUGUUUGGAGUCGAAGUACAUAAAACUUCCAACUUUUAUCAAUACAGUGUGCACAUCACUGCUGAACUUUCAUCGAAGAAAGAAGUAACUUUCACUAAAAAAGGAAAAGAAGACUUCAUUGUUCAUGACCGCCAUGAGAAGUGCAGUGCUAUUCUGUUCCACGCAUUGAACCGCUUUGAGGACUUUUUCAAGUCGUCUGAGAACUGCAUCAUCUACGAUGGACAGAGCAUUCUCUUCACCAGCAUGAAUCUUUUUGAAGGAAUUCCAACUGGAAAAAUUAAGACAAAAGUGUUUCAAAUUAACGGUGCGGACACCAACUUGAAAGACCUAAUGGUGCUGCCGUGUAUCAAACUGGAAGUUUUUCCUACCAAGAACCCAGUCGUGAAUUUCUCCCUGGAAGAUAUUGGAAGACGUACAUCGGAUUCUAACAUCGAGUCUGUCAAUAUGGCUUAUAAGCAGAUUCUCGAUCUCGCUAUGAGUCAGUACGCAAUUCGCGAAACCUCCAAAUGUGUAGUGUUCGAGCACGGAAAGAUGUUUUUCAUUAAUCCAUUGCAAGAAGGGUACGCUCCAUGCGACAUUGUGGAAGUUGGAGAUGGGAAACAAAUGAAACCGGGUCUCAAGAAAACCCUCCAAUUCAUUGAGGGUCCAUACGGACGUAACCAGAAUAACCCAUCGAUUGUCAUUGACGGAAUGAAGGUGGCAUUCCAUAUGGAGCAACUCGUUUUCCAAAAAUUGUCAUCGAUCACAUCCAAUCUGGCUAACGGAAUCACUGGAUCCGAAAGAGAACGAUGUGCAGCUGUCAUCAAAGGACUUGACUGUCAUUCAAACUAUAGAGGACGCACACGUCAUCACAAAAUUGAAAGCAUUCAUCACGAAGGAGCCGCAACUGCCAGAUUCGAGCUCGAAGGUGGUGGUACUUGUACCGUUGCCACCUACUUCAAGGAUAAAUAUAAGAUUCAACUUCGCUAUCCGAACGCCAAUCUCAUCGUUUGUAAGGAAAGAGGAGCUCUCAACUUCUAUCCCAUGGAGUUGAUUACUAUCAGUCCAAAUCAACGUGUUAGAAUCACUCAGCAAACAAGUUCUCAAAGUCAACGAACCACAAAAGAAAGUGCAGUGUUGCCAGACAUUCGCCAACGUUUGAUCAUGACGGGAAAGAUUGCAGCGAAGAUCACAGCUGAAAACGAGGUGCUCGGUAAAAUGGGAGUGACUGUUUGCGAUGAGCCUCUUGUGGUGAAAGGGCGAAACCUCCCGGCCAUUAGGUUGGCUUCAUUUGAAACGGGUGAACAUCUCAUCAAUCCAAGAGAUUGCAAAUGGCGCCCACAACGCUACAACCGUUCAGCUGUGGCUCCGAAAGUAUGGGCGUUGUACGGCGUGGGGUCGCCGGGAUCACAAAUGAAUCGCGACGUUAUGAGACGUUUUUGUGACGAGUUCAUGAAUAUGAGUCGUUCGAAAGGAAUUCUGUUUCCGCCACCUGGAGACGUCAAUCUUCUCACCCCUGAUGCUAUCGAAAAUCGUUUGCGUGAGGCUGCGAAUGCUGGAUGCACUUUUGUUCUGUGCAUCACUGAAGACAAUAUCACUUGCUUGCAUCAAAAAUACAAGUUCAUCGAGCAUCAUACUCAGAUGAUUGUUCAGGAUAUGAAGUUGUCCAAGGCUUUGAGCGUCGUCAACGCAUCAAAGAAACUAACAUUGGAGAACGUUAUUAACAAGACCAACGUGAAACUAGGAGGGUCCAACUACGUUUACCUCGAUACGAAGAACUUCCUUCAAGAGCAUCUGAUCAUCGGCGUUGGUAUCUCCAGCCCACCACCUGGGACCAAGUACAUCAUGGAAAGCAGAGGAAUUCUCAAUCCGACUAUUGUGGGUUUCGCAUACAAUGGAAAUGGGAAGCAGGAGUUUAGUGGAGAUUUCGUAUUGAACGCUGCUGGUCAAGAAACCAUUGCACCAAUUGAGGAUAUCGUCUCCUAUUCAAUCAAAGGAUAUAAGAAGUUCCACGAUGGCAAAGCGCCAAAGCGCAUCACAAUCUACCGAAGUGGCUCCAGCGAAGGAAAUCACGGACCAAUCAUCUCCUAUGAAGUUCCUCUUGCUCGUGUUGCCAUGAGAAACUUUUCGCCGGACACUCAAUUGCUUUAUAUCGUGGUCUCGAAGGAGCACACCUAUAGAUUCUUCAAGAAAGAGUCUGGUGGAUCUUCCAGCGGUGGAUCUAACAGCGCUGGCGCAAGCAAUUCUGGCACAUUGACUUCGGCACCGCCAAAACCAUGGGAGCUCAAUAUUGGUCCAGGACUUACCGUUGAUUAUGGUGUUACCAACCCAGCAUGCAAGCAGUUCUUCUUGAACUCGCACAUGACUCUUCAGGGAUCGGCAAAGACCCCGCUCUAUACUGUUCUUGCUGAUGAUCGUAAUAUUGGUAUGUCGGCAUUGGAAGAAUUCACCUUCAAUCUGUGUCACCUCCAUCAAAUUGUCGGACUUCCCACGUCGAUUCCAACGCCACUGUAUGUUGCAAAUGAAUACGCGAAGAGAGGGCGUAAUUUGUGGAAUGAAGCCAUCAAUGCUAAUGAAAUUCCCGAGGUUACUGGACCAGAAUCAGCUCGUUUGAAGAAAAUGACCGAUGGCAUCAGCUAUAUGGGCUCCGGCGACAUGAUCGACCGCCGUGUCAAUGCUUAAGCACUCACCCGAAGAUCAAGUUGUACCAUUUUUUAAUCCAACUCAUCUUUUGUAUCAAUUUUUUUAUUUGUAUCCCACUAUGUCUUUAAUGCUAUAUCUUAUCUAAGUGGUACAUAAUUGUUCAAUAAUUGUUUUAUUCCCCCCGCCCUCUGUUCCCCAUUGUUCUGGCUCAUCCUACGUGCAGCUUGUCAAUCUUCGGCAAUGAUUACAAGUCGUUCAUAGGUUAUAGCCAUUGUUGUUUUGUUAAGUUGAGCAUGUAAUGCUUUUGUUAUGGUCUCCCGGAGACAAUAAAAUUUUAAAAUCC
This is a messenger RNA of Caenorhabditis elegans, 3260 nucleotides long. RefSeq names its product Piwi domain-containing protein (gene ppw-2). The transcript has 11 exons. Bases 29 to 2956 code for a protein of 975 amino acids. The record is from RefSeq and is marked reviewed. Gene Ontology annotation, molecular function: nucleic acid binding; RNA binding. NCBI's taxonomy places the organism in Eukaryota, Metazoa, Nematoda, Chromadorea, Rhabditida, Rhabditidae.